AUGGAGGACGCCAAGUUGCCUCCCACAUCGCGCAUACUGGCCGCAAAAGGUCUCGCGCCCCUCGAUCCGUACACGGCGAUCGCGUUGGCCGAGGCCAAAGAGAGCAAGAUGCGCGCCGAGGCAGAUGCUGCCGAGGCGCUUCGGCGAAAGAGCGAGACUCGUCGAGCGCUGGACGAACAGGUGAGGCUCAAGAAGGAACGCGAGCAGCUGGAGAAGAUGGAUGGUGCUUGGAUAGAGGAGUCGCAGAGGCAGCUCAAGGACUGGCAGGAGGCCGAGCAGAAGAAGAAGGCCGCGGUGGUCGGGCGUAACCAAGCUGUCAAGGAGCAGCUGGGGCUACAGCUGGAGGAAAAGCAGAGGGCCAAGGACACCGAACUUGCGCAGCAGCGCGAAUAUGAGAUAAACCUCCUCAAAGGUGUGCAGAGGGAGAUGGAGGAGGAGCGCAAGAAGGAGGCUGCGCGCAAGGCGGAGGAGAAGCGCAACAUGGAGGCGGUGAUCAGCCAGAACGUAAAGAACAAGGCCUUGGCUGAAGACAAGAUCCAGCGCGAGAAGGAUUACCUGCGCAAAAAGGAGCAGGAAGCGAAGGAACGCGAGGAACGGAUGGUGCUGCAGCGGGCGAGAGCAGAGGAGGAGCGCUUGGCGAAGGUGGGCUCGGGACGCGGCUCCGAGGGCGGUGAGACAAUGCAGCAACGGCAGGAGAGGAUUGCGCGCGAGGAUGAGGCGCGAGCCGACGCGCGGAUUGCGAAGGAUGCCGCAGACGCGAUUGCCAAGGAAGCGGCAAAAAAGGCGAUCCACGAGAAGAUGAAGAAAGAGUGCCUCGAUACUCUCGGGAUGCAGCUGCGCGACAAGGAGAUGCGGAAGCAGGAGGACGAGAAGUUGCACGAGUCGCUCUCCGUGCACGCGCGGCAGGAGGAGAGGCUGUACCACGAGAGCGAGCAACAGAGAAAAGAGCAGAUCAAGGCCAAGAAUCUGGCGUAUGCCGCCGAGCUCAAGGAGCAGAUUAAGAUGGAGCGAGAGUGCGGCUGCUCUCAGGUUGGUUGCUCUCGGCCCAAGGGGCUCGCACAACAGCGGAAUUGA
Molecule: messenger RNA, 1074 nt
Organism: Emiliania huxleyi CCMP1516
Lineage: Eukaryota; Haptophyta; Isochrysidales; Noelaerhabdaceae
Exons: 2
Coding region: 1-1074 (357 amino acids)
Source: RefSeq, a predicted model, not a curated record